CCUCUCCUUUACAGGUCAUCCAGUAAGGCAGGACAGGUGUGGGCUCCUGAGGGCUCCACGGCCUUCAAGUGCCUGGUUUCAGCCCGCUUCUGUGCUGCGCUACUCGGUAACAUCUCGGACUGUGAUGAAACCUACAAUUACUGGGAGCCAACUCACUACCUGCUGUAUGGAACAGGAAUGCAGACAUGGGAAUAUUCCCCAGCCUAUGCGAUUCGGUCCUAUGCGUAUCUUUGGCUCCAUGCCCUUCCUGCCUGCUUUCAUGCCAAAAUAUUACAAACCAACAAGGUCCUUGUGUUUUAUUUCCUGCGCUGCAUGCUAGCUUUUACCUGCUGUGUGUGUGAGCUCUACUUCUACAAGGCUGUGUGUAAAAAGUUUGGCCUGCAUGUGGGCCGGCUUCUGCUGGCGUUCCUAGUCUUGAGUGCAGGGAUGUUCUGCUCCUCUGCAGCUUUCCUCCCCAGUACGUUUUGUAUGUACAGUACAGUGGUAGCUAUGACUGGCUGGUUCGGUUUCCUUAAUUUCAACAUUGUAUUUGUGUUGGCCCUCUUUUCUCUUCCUCUCACGGCACUUAUGGAGGCACUGCUCCAAAGAUUCAAUGUUCAGAACCUCGGCCGGCCAUACUGGUUAACCCUGUCACCUAUGUACCUGUGGAUGCUGGUGUUCUUCACUCGUCCACAUAAAGAGGAGCGCUUUCUGUUUCCCAUCUACCCUCUCAUCUGUCUGUGCGGGGCAGUGUCUCUAUCAUCACUGCAGAAAUGCUAUCACUUCAUAUUCCAGCGCUACCGUCUGGAGCACUACACCAUCUCCUCCAACUGGCUGGCUCUCGGCUCUGUGCUGCUGUUUGGAGUGCUCUCGCUGUCCCGAUCUGUGGCUCUCUUCAGAGGCUAUCAUGCUCCGCUGGAUUUAUAUCCAGAAUUUCAUCGCAUUGCUAAAGAUCCUACAAUCCACACGGUUCCAGAGGGAAGAUUGGUCAAUGUUUGUGUGGGGAAAGAGUGGUACCGCUUCCCUAGCAGCUUUCUGCUGCCCAACAACUGGCACUUACAGUUCAUCCAGUCAGAGUUCAGGGGUCAGUUGCCUAAGCCAUAUGCCAUGGGUCCUGAUGCCACCUGGAUAAUCCCAUCAGACAUGAAUGAUCAGAAUCUUGAGGAGCCGUCACGAUACGUAGAACUAAAGCAGUGUCAUUACCUGGUGGAUCUGGCAACAGAAACAGAAGCCCCUCGUGAACCACGAUAUGCCACUAACAAAGAGGAGUGGAGCAUUAUUGCUGAAAAGCCUUUUUUAGACACUACUAGGUCCUCCAGAUUGCUCAGGGCCUUUUUUAUCCCAUUUCUGUCUGAGCAGUACACCACCUACAGCAGAUAUGUCAUCCUCAAACCGAGACGACCCAAACACACCCGGAAAAGAGUGCAAGGCUGACCUGCCGUUCCUGCUAUUUUUCCUUCAGCGCAGUCAAAAAGCUCCUGCAGUGCUUCAUCAUUUGGUCCCAAGGUGUUCCUCCUAAACUCUUUUUGUGCACACACGUGUGUGAUUGUGUUUGUGUGUGUGAGUGAAUUAAUGUAUGAAUAUGCCAGAGUUUGUUUGACCAUCUUGGCUAUCAAGCCAUGCAGUAUCGGCCUGUUUGUAGACUUCAGUGGUGCUGCCCAUCCUGGACAGUUCCAGCACAGAGCAUGGAUGCCUUACCCAUCUUUCCCGAUAAUCUUCUCUCCAUUCCCUCUGUUCCUGUAUUCCUGCUUGGGCUUCUUUGCGGCUUUCUGAAGCGUUUCAGAAGAUUUCUGUUUAGACGACCCUUUAAGGACUACAGGUCUCUCGUUUAUCACCUCAUCCUUGAUCUGGGAAAAUGAACUGUACAUGAACUGAAAAUGAGUGCAGACCCAAACCAGAUCUCUUGUGUCAUCAUCUAUCCAUCCAUCCAGAGCUGAACUUCUGUUAAUUUGUCCUGCCAGCCUCAGCAUCUCAGGAUGAAAGUUGCACCAAAAACUCUCUCGGUGUUCUCCAGUUCCGUCAUCUGUAAAUGUGGACAUUGACUGUGAGGUCAGACUGCAGACCAGGACUAUUGAGUGUUUACAUCCCAAAUCAUGUUUGUCAUCGUAAUCAUAUCAGUGUUAACUGUGAUUGAGUCAAAUAAAAGAAGGCUGUCUUAA
Molecule: messenger RNA, 2138 nt
Organism: Sinocyclocheilus grahami
Lineage: Eukaryota; Metazoa; Chordata; Actinopteri; Cypriniformes; Cyprinidae
Product: alpha-1,2-mannosyltransferase ALG9-like
Biological process (GO): protein N-linked glycosylation
Cellular component (GO): endoplasmic reticulum membrane
Molecular function (GO): alpha-1,2-mannosyltransferase activity
Source: RefSeq, a predicted model, not a curated record